AUGGAGAAACUUGUGAUGAUUGAUACCACAUCUCAUACAGGAAUUACUAUUAUUACGAUCAAUCGCCCACACAGAAAAAAUGCAGUUGACCCUUUGACUGCGAAAUGUCUCUAUCAUGCUAUUCUGGGCUUUGAGGCCGAUGCCACACAGAUGGUAUGUAUCUUGACUGGUAUCGGUGAUACCUUUUGUGCCGGAGCAGACCUACAUCAAGUGGCACAGAAUGAUGUCCCCGAUAACCUGCAACCCGUUAACGGGCGCAACCUGGGUCCCAUGGGCCCCUCACGUCUCAUUGUGCAGAAGCCAGUCAUUUGUGCAGUUGCAGGCUAUGCUGUAGCAGGUGGCCUGGAGCUUAGCCUAUUGGCAGACCUCCGUGUCGCUGAGGAGGACGCGAUAUUCGGCGUAUUCUGUCGGCGUUGGGGAGUCCCUCUGAUAGAUGGAGGGACAGUUCGACUUCAAGCAAUUGUUGGCCUUGGUCGUGCCAUGGAUAUGAUCCUAACUGGUAGGCCGGUCGGAGCCCAGGAGGCAUUUAACAUGGGCCUUGUAAGCCGUUUAGUGCCUAAGGGAGAGUCACUGAACCAGGCGUUGGAGAUUGCACGACAGCUCAUUGCCUUCCCUGCGUUGUGCCUCAACACUGAUCGUCGGUCCUGCUACUACAGUGCAUACGAGGCCAAGUCCUUUGACGAUGCUUUAUCCAAUGAAUUUACCGAGGGACGCAAAGUCAUUGCCAAAGAAGCGAUUCAAGGUGCCGCCAAAUUCAGCAAAGGAUCUGGCAGACAUGGGAGCUUCAACAGCAAGAUGUGA
This is a messenger RNA of Penicillium odoratum, 801 nucleotides long. RefSeq names its product enoyl-CoA hydratase/isomerase family protein. The transcript has a single exon. Bases 1 to 801 code for a protein of 266 amino acids. The record is from RefSeq and is a predicted model, not a curated record. Lineage: Eukaryota; Fungi; Ascomycota; Eurotiomycetes; Eurotiales; Aspergillaceae.